Molecule: messenger RNA, 2298 nt
Organism: Coffea eugenioides
Lineage: Eukaryota; Viridiplantae; Streptophyta; Magnoliopsida; Gentianales; Rubiaceae
Product: ubiquitin carboxyl-terminal hydrolase 27
Exons: 10
Coding region: 60-1832 (590 amino acids)
Biological process (GO): protein deubiquitination
Molecular function (GO): cysteine-type deubiquitinase activity
Source: RefSeq, a predicted model, not a curated record
CCGACGAAGAGAUACAGAAGUACUUGAGAAUUGGGAUAGGUAAUUUUUGUCUAUGAGCCAUGAAAAUUCAAGGAAGAACAGAUAUUCAGUCCCUUGUAGAAAAAUUGAAAUUUGGAGCCAAAUUUUUGCCCCAAGUGAACUGGAGUUCACCAACCGGGCUUCACAUAUCAGUGGCUGCAAGCCUUUUGGGUGCUACUGGCUUCAUCUUGGCUAUCAAAGAUGGUAAAGUUGGAAGCUUUAUCAACUUUGGUCUACCAUGGUCAUCAUCUGAUGGACUUGUUAGUUCUGACAAAAAUUGGGUUGUGCCCGGAUUGCAAAACCUUGGAAACAAUUGUUUCUUGAAUGUUGUUUUGCAGGCUUUGGCUAGUUGUUCGAGUUUUCAAAGAUUCCUCGACAUCGUCUUUGAGAAAUAUAAGUUUCCAUCAGUAGAAGAGAGUGCUAAAGCAUUGCCUCUUACUGCUGCUGUGGCAUCCCUGCUGGAAGAACUAUGUAUGGUUCAAUAUGUGAGAUCUGUACGAAGCCCGCGAAAGGUGAUGGUUGCGAUGGAGACUUACAUGCCAAGUUUCAGCUUAACUAGCCAGCAGGAUGCAGAGGAAGCAUUCUUUCAUCUUCUCGCUUCUUUGAGGGAAGAAUUGUCAGAAUCUUAUGUUCACUGGACCAGCUCCUUGGCUGACGCAACUGUACUCAAUAAUUCCAGAAUUCUUGCUCCAAGAAAGAGGCUAAGGGAAUCUGAACAGCAAAGAUGGCGGCGUAGUUUCCUUGGACCUUUUGAUGGGAUCCUUGGCAGCAUCUUGACCUGUCAGAGUUGUUCGUUUCAGAUCUCUCUGGAUUUCCAAUUAUUUCAUAGCUUACACCUCUCGCCGGUGCUCAGUAGUGGUGGUACAAUUAUGACCGGAUGCUCCUUGGAGAGUUGCCUGAGCCAGUUCUUUGUUUCUGAACGACUUGAUAAUUACUUCUGCAGUCACUGCUGGCAUAAUGCUGCUAUUAAGUACCUAUCCUUGACACGUGAAAAUAAGACAGAUAUUGAAAAGCUGAAGCUCUGUAGUGAGGAUGAUUCCUGUGACUGUAAAAGUCUCUGUUCUCUUAGACCAUUACCCUGGUCGAACAGCUACUCAAGAAGUUUCAAGCAGCUGAGUAUGGCACGUAGCCCACAGAUUCUGUGUGUUCACCUGCAACGUGCUUCAGUGAAUCUUUUUGGAGAACUAGUAAAAAUUCAGGGUCACAUCUCAUUUCCAUUGAUUUUGGACCUCUCACCUUUUAUGAAGAGGGGAUUAGUAAUAAAGAGCUUGGAAGAAAAUUUGCAAAGAGGGCAAGUACUGUCCAAAUGUCAGCCACCCUUCCCUUGUCCAAUGCAACCAACCAUGGAAAAUGCUACAGGUCUGAUAAAUUGCAAUGGGGAGACAGCAAAUAAAUUUCCUUUGGAAGCAGAGAAUCCAGAUCACGAACAAACUGUAUAUGACCCGCCAAAAAAUGUUCAUGGGAUCAAAACUUGGCCAAAAAUGCCUGGGAAUGGAAGCUCUGUGGACUUCAUGAUGAACUUUAGGCCUAUUCAUUCUAAUGACAAGGUAGAUGGACCUUCCACUUCUACAUCUUCCAAAGAUCAUACCUACAGGCUAGUUUCAGUCGUCCAGCACUUUGGAAAAGUUGGAAGCGGUCAUUACACUGUUUACAGAAGAGUCAAAGCUGAGACUUGUGAUGAAGAUCCAAUUGCGCUCUUAGAACCGACUCAUGCACGAUGGUUUUGCAUCUCGGAUUCUGAAGUGCAUGGUGUCUCAGAGAAGGAUGUUCUGGAAGCAGAGGCUAGUUUGUUGUUCUAUGAGAAAAUCCACUGAAAACUGACUACUUCAAGAAAUGGUGCUGCUGUUGUUUCUGGUUACCAUUUAUUAUGAUCAGAGUUACCUCGAUCAUCAACUUCUUCAAUAAAGCCAUUCUGUCAUAAAAUCUUUUAAAGACCUGAACAAGUACACAGAUGAUUGGUGACAAGGGAUCAUUUGACAGCUCUUACAGAAGCAAGAUAUGGCAUUUCUUAUGUUAAUCUCACUUAGCAUAGUACUUUGUACAGGAGAGGACUCUUGAGUUGAUUCUUCGACACCAUUUUUCCUUGAAAUUUAUCUUUACCACCUAGAUACAAAUAUAGAGGGUAUAUUUUGUUUUCUUUCAUCAUAGGGUUAUUGUUUCAAUUUGUACUAUAAACAUGGCAGCAAUAAAAGCUGUCUUUGUCUAGAAAAGAAAAACAAAAAGCUAUGUUUGGCAUAUGAGAAAAGAGCUUGGGUAGCUUAUACACGAUUCUCUCACUUU